Amphibalanus amphitrite is the source of this 5239-nucleotide messenger RNA. RefSeq names its product mothers against decapentaplegic homolog 3-like. Gene Ontology annotation, biological process: anatomical structure morphogenesis; transforming growth factor beta receptor signaling pathway; SMAD protein signal transduction. Gene Ontology annotation, cellular component: heteromeric SMAD protein complex. The record is from RefSeq and is a predicted model, not a curated record. Gene Ontology annotation, molecular function: DNA-binding transcription factor activity, RNA polymerase II-specific; I-SMAD binding; RNA polymerase II cis-regulatory region sequence-specific DNA binding. The transcript has 6 exons. Bases 3101 to 3847 code for a protein of 248 amino acids. NCBI's taxonomy places the organism in Eukaryota, Metazoa, Arthropoda, Thecostraca, Balanomorpha, Balanidae.
ACGGCUGUUGGAGGAACCGGUAACAGCACCCAGGAAAGGAUUUCGCCCAUUUCGAGACCGGCCACUCCCCCUCCGGCACCAGAAGCUAGACGUACCGAGAACGAGGAUCAUCAGGCGAGCUUGAUGAAGAAGUUGCUCACCUCGUGUGUUCUCCCAAAGCCAGACAUUCCCGUGUUCUCAGGCGAUUUUGCCAGAUUCCACCAGUUUUUGAGAGCGUUUGAUGGACGAGUCGCUAGCGUGGUCGUCGAUGAGGAAGAGAAGCUUCGCUAUUUGGAGCAGUUUACGUCUGGUACACCAAGAGACAUCGUACGGGGAUGCAUGUUCAUGAAGACCGGUGGCUAUGAGGAAGCGAAGAGGCUAUUGAUGAAGAGGUAUGGCAACCCUGACCGGAUGGCUGAGUCAUUCAUCGACCGUCUGGUGCACUGGCCACUUGUGAAGGGUGAUGAUGUCGCUGGACUCGACAAGCUCGCGGUGGAGAUGAGAGCCUGUCACAACGCAGUGGACAGUCUGAUGGGAGCCAGCCAUGAGCUGAACCAUCCAAAGACAAUGAAGAAGAUUUUGGAGAAGCUGCCCUUCGCAAUUCAAGAAAAAUGGCGGAGAGAAGUGGACCGUCUGGCAGAAGGAGAGGGAAGGUCUGCACUGUUCUCUGAUCUGGUCAGCUUGAUGGAAGUAGAAGCCAGAAUCGCUUCAAACGCUGCCUUCGGCCGUCAAGUCUUUCUCAAAAAAGACCUAUCAAGAGCCGACAAGUCUCAGGAGACCAAAGUCAAGUGUAAUUACGUCAAAACCAAAGACGCUGAAACCGAAAAGAAGAUAUGUGUAUUGUGCAAGCACGAGCACGACUUGUCUGCGUGCCCAGUUUUUGCAGAGAAAACAUUGGUGGAAAGAGAGAAGCUUGUUCGUCAGCACGCGCUCUGCUUCGGAUGUCUGGAGGCGGGUCACAGGUCCAGAUGGUGUAAGUCCCGUCUGACAUGCAUGGUGUGCGGGAAGGGCCACCCCUCUGUGCUCCAUAGAUACCAGACGGCGACGGUCAGCCACGAUAGCCCGCCGAUGACUCUAUUAAGUGACCAGCGGGCUUCGCAGGCAGCAGUAAACGUCCUCUCUUCUAGAAGAGCAGGACAUUCGGGUGUAAAGAUGCCAAUUGUUCCGGUGAAAGUGAAGUACCAAGGUGGGACUACUGUACAGACUUACGCCCUUCUCGACAGCGGUAGCUCAUCAACCUUCUGCAGUCAGUUGUUGUUGGACAAGCUGGGGGUGCCCACCUCGGCGAAGACCAAACUCUCCGUCAUCACCAUGGCCAGGGACCCGCUCAAAGUCUGGACGGCUCCCGUUGAGGGCUUAUCGAUAUGUGGCAUCGACGAAAGUGACCCCGUUGACUUACCUGAAGUGUUCUCGUUGGGAAGCAUCCCAGCCAGCCGGGAGGAGGUCUGUAGAGUUGACGAUCUCUCUGACUGGCCACGCCUGCAGGAAGUCGUCCCGCCUGACAUAGACGCUGACGUAGGACUCUUGAUUGGCGUAAACGUCCCCGCUGCUCUGGAGCCUGUCGACUUCAUCAAGAGUCGUGACGGCGGCCCUUUCGCGGUAAAAACCAGGCUUGGAUGGAUGGUCCAAGGCCGAGUUCGAUACUUGAAACCGACGCAGCCGAAGAGCACCACGAAUCGCAUCAAAGUGGAGCCCCAGCAGCUUCAUCUGGACGGGAGCCUGGCUACUGGAGAACGACACUUGUCUGUUGAAGAUCCUCGAUGGCGGAGCGGUGACACAGUUCAGCCGCCAGAGGUACGCCUGAGGAACGUUCUCCCCUUCGGCGCCAGGUCCUCACCCGGAGUAGCUGACUGUGCUCUGCGGCAGGCUGCGGAAGCCAGUGGUGAAAGAAGUUCGUGGUUGAAGCCAGAUAAAACAUUGGAGACUGAAGAUGCUGUUGUGAUCGCUGACAGUGGCCUUCAAAGGAUCCAGCGACCACUGGGUCGCGUGAUAGAAAGGCGUGCUAGCCAGGACGGACUGGUGAGAAGUGUUAAGGUGAAAACGAAAGGAAGGGAGAUGUGGCGCCCAGUCACGAAGCUGGUGUCAUUGUGCUAGGCGCCAGCUGAGCGAGGACGCUGUGCCAGAUGGUCUCUGUGCCAGUUCGAUUGAGGCAAUCUGCGUUGCGCAAGGUACUUGUUGAUUUGGGGAAAUGCAAACGUGCGCACUGCCUCUUCAUGUUCCCCUUGUGUUCUCGUUUUGUAUGUUCGGCCUUGAAGACCGAACGGGGAGGGUGUAGCGGCGCCGAGGCGCCGAAGAUGCGCACGACUCCGGGGUGCAAGCGCCGUCGGUGUCACAAUCAUGUGCAUUUUGCGUUUAUUGUGCCAUUUAACAGAAAGUUGUUUUUGUUGUUCAGCUAAAAUGUGCCAAAAGCUGUUUUUCAUCAAGUUUGAUUGUCAAUUGUAAUUUUAGCUUUAUUUCGCUAAAAAGGUUGUCUAAACGAUUAACGUAAAUAUGUCCGUUUUUGGCCGCUACAUUGUUAAGCGGUAUCUCCACGUCCUGUCUGCGCUGUGAUUUGCGAUACAGUCGAAACCAUUGCAUUGCAUUGCAUUGCAUUGCCUGACAUCGCAUUAGAAGAGAAUAUAAAUUGGUAUCACGAACAGGCAGCGAUGCGUUUAAGACGACGCGAGGAGCGCAGGCGGGAACACUAGUCAUUCCACAUUUCUGUGCACAUAUGACAAUUUAACCUGCCAGACCUUCUAUUCCUAGCCCCUACUGUCCCUAGUCACCCUCUAGUAUCAUGUGACCACACUCCACGCCUCCGUGAGCCAUUCUAUUCAGUGACCACCGCCGUGCUGUACCGCCCAGCGCGACCUCUGUGGAGUGCUGAGCUCAGCAGAGACACUGGCGCCGUGCUGGGGCGGAGCGUGUCGCCCGGCUGCAGUGGCGCCGCUGACACCUGCGACUGGUGGCAACGCCUUUUUGCUCCUUCAACAAGUCCACCAAUCCCUCGUCUAGCAUCAGUCGUAUUUCGGAGAUCAGUCUGAACUACCAGACCCCGCACAGUCCGGUAGCCGACUGUCUUCCUCUCGUGGUUCCCUGAGAGCGCCGCCGGCCGGCUGCUGCGUCUCCCAGACCCGGCGCCAUGGGCUCCCCGGCCACCUCGCUGCCCGACUCGCCACCGACCUCGUUCAUGUCCGAGGAUGGCGACAACAGCGACAGGAACGAGAGCGGUCUCCCUCCUUCGCCGGCGGCCGCAGUGGUCACCAUGGACGCCCAGCCGGUCACCUACUGCGAGCCCACCUUCUGGUGUUCGGUCAGCUACUACGAGCUGUCGAGCCGCGUCGGCGAGACGUUCCACGCGUCCCAGCCGAGCCUGACCGUGGACGGCUUCACGGACCCGAGCAGCUCGGACCGCUUCUGCCUGGGCCUGCUGAGCAACAUCAACCGCAACCCGGUGGUGGAGCAGACGCGGCGCAACAUCGGGCACGGCGUCCGGUUCUACUACAUCGGUGGUGAGGUGUUUGCCGAGUGUCUGAGCGAGUCAGCCAUCUUUGUACAGUCACCCAACUGCAAUCACCGGUUUGGCUGGCACCCGGCCACCGUCUGUAAAAUACCAUCCAAAUGCAACCUGAAGAUCUUCAACAACCUCGAGUUCGCGGCGAUGCUGGCCCAGUCGGUGAACCAGGGCUUCGAGGCCGUCUACAGCCUGACGCGCAUGUGCACCAUUCGAAUCAGCUUCGUGAAGGGCUGGGGCGCCGAGUACCGGCGGCAGAUCGUCACCUCGACGCCCUGCUGGAUCGAACUGCACCUGAACGGACCGCUCCAGUGGCUGGACCGGGUCCUGACGCAGAUGGGCUCGCCACACAUGCCCUGCUCGUCCAUGUCGUAGGUGCGCGGUGGACCCUCAGAGAGACAGCGCGCCGAACGGUGUGAGACUGCGUGAGAAGUUUUAUAGCUGUGUGAAUGGUUAAUGUGCGCCGCCGUGGCGUGCGGUGGACGUUUGUGGCGCGCGGAGGACCAUCUUGGUGCGCUGACGGAGGUGGCACCGUGGCACGUAUAUACAUGACGCUUCAUCGAAGUUUGAACUAUCCGUGGCGGCAGAGGUGGGCUAUACAUGAAGAGCAUACAUGAAGACAUCGCCCGCCUGGUGUCCUCUGCUUGCCGCUGACAUCCGAGAUACUGUGACGUCACACCAGUCAGUGGCGUCACUAAGCGCUGCGCUGCCGUGAAGGUACGAACUACCGGGCGUGGAGGCCUCCCCUGACGCCGGCAGGCCCCUGAGUCAAGUCAAAAGGGUGAAACGGGACGCUAACACACGGGACAGGCGGUGACGCUUUACGCUUUGUGAGGGUCGAGCGGGGCUGCAAGGGCGCGGCCCUCGCUGAAUGAGUCUCAGAAGACGGCGGUUUGAGGGGGGGGGGGGGAAAGGGGGAGGAAAGGAGUGUGACACGGUCAAGUGUUCCUUCAUCGUCCGGACCGGGCCCGCUUUAUCGAAAUGCGCGUCUAUUCGCUGCUUCCUCAGCGGCAGUCAAGUCUUCUCAAAGUCCCGGACCGCUGAACGUAUCGGGAAGGUGCGCCGUUCAGUCCUAUCUCCUGCCCCGCAUUGCGUUGGCGUAUUCUCGGACCAGCUCAGGAGAAAGCUGUGGUGACAAGGGCUCCGUAGGUGCCACCGCCGGGCGUGGCCGUUUGCUGAAUAGGGUCAACGCUAACCCGCAGGUGCUAGUGUAAUGAAUAUCCGCGAAUAUUGACGGGCGGACCCGUCACCAUUUGACUGUAUAUUUUGUAAGGUGACCCUCCUAAUAGUCCCUUUUAUGCCCAGGUCGGGACUAGCCGAACAUGUCGUGAGUUUCAGUAAACUGUGAACUAAGGCGAUCUGACCCUCUUCCUCCCUCUGAUGCUCGCUGCUUUAACAGCGUUGACAAGUGAGUCAAAAUGGGUUUUGGCUUCAGAGCUGCGCUGAUGCAGCCGGUACCUAGCUCUCGUUUAGGACACGGCGUGCGCAGUCAGUUGGCCAUCAUGUUCUGAGUGUGAUGUUGACGAUGCUUUGACUGAUAGCGGGACGCCGAAAGCAUGCUUUACCCGCUGCGUCAGGCUGGCGGAACCUUACGAUACGUACUGUGUUCGACGCGAGUCUGACUGUCAAACAAUUUACUGGAACGAAGAGUCUGCUUUCUGUGAGGAUUUUAAACAACAUCUGUGUACCUGAGAAAUUUAUUAGAAGUCCCGUCGCGAGCGUACUAUAGUGGCGAUACGCUACUGCGAAUAAACUAUUUGUAUAUGG